Molecule: messenger RNA, 855 nt
Organism: Penaeus vannamei (Pacific white shrimp)
Lineage: Eukaryota; Metazoa; Arthropoda; Malacostraca; Decapoda; Penaeidae
Source: RefSeq, a predicted model, not a curated record
AUGUCGAGAGGCUCGCCUAUCAAAGCAGAAGCCCGUCGUCAGCAGCCUCCCCUUGCCCCUCAGCCCUCUCAGCCAGCCGUCGUCAGCAGCCUCCCCUCGCCCCUCAGCCCGUCGUCAGCAGCCUCGCCCCUCAGCCCGUCAGCCCGUUCAGCCCGUCAGCCAGCAGCGCCCUCAGCCCGUCAGCCCGUCGUCAGCAGCCUCCCCUUGCCCCUCAGCCCGUCAGCCCGUCGUCAGCAGCCUCCCCUUGCCCCUCAGCCCGUCAGCCCGUCGUCAGCAGCCUCCCUUGCCCCUCAGCCCGUCAGCCUCGUCAGCAGCCUAGCCCGUCAGCAGCCUCCCCUGCCCUCAGCCGUCAGCCCGUCGUCAGCAGCCUCCCCUUGCCCCUCAGCCCGUCAGCCCGUCGUCAGCAGCCUCCCUUGCCCCUCAGCCCGUCAGCCCGUCGUCAGCAGCCUCCCCUUGCCCCUCAGCCCGUCAGCCCGUCGUCAGCCCCUCCCCUCGCCCCAGCCCGUCGUCAGCAGCCUCCCCUUGCCCCUCAGCCCGUCAGCCCGUCGUCAGCAGCCUCCCCUUGCCCCUCAGCCGUCAGCCCGUCGUCAGCAGCCUCCCCUUGCCCCCAGCCCGUCGUCAGCAGCCUCCCCUUGCCUCAGCCCGUCAGCCCGUCGUCAGCAGCCUCCAGCCCAGCAGCCUCCGCCCCUCAGCCCGUCGUCAGCAGCCUCCCCUUGCCCCUCAGCCCGUCAGCCGGCAGCCCGUCGUCAGCAGCCUCCCCUUGCCGUCAGCCCGUCGUCAGCAGCCUCCCCUUGCCCCUCAGCCCGUCAGCCCGUCGUCAGCAGCCUCCCCUCGCCGCCCACCGCCCCUCUCUGA